This is a messenger RNA of Striga asiatica, 1734 nucleotides long. Lineage: Eukaryota; Viridiplantae; Streptophyta; Magnoliopsida; Lamiales; Orobanchaceae. The record is from the annotation of a GenBank genome assembly.
AUGCGAAUCAUUAACAGUAUAGUGUUGUUCAGAUUUAAAGAAGGUUCCGAACAAAUGAGCUUCACAAAAUUCAGUAUUUUGUUGUUCUUAGUACUGUUUUCGGCUUUUGAAUCGAUAGCGGAAGAGGAGAAAGUAGAAAAACUGAAUGAGUCUUUCACGGAGGCGUUGCUGUUGAGGCCGCUGCCAGAUCGGAAAGUGUUGGCUCAUUUCCAUUUUCAGAGCAGCGUGCCACCGGCUCGAGCCUAUGGCCGCCACCAUUACAUCUUCCCGAAAUCCAUUUAUCAGCUGGCGAAGAUGGAGCUUUCGUUCACGCAAGGCCGCUGGAACUACGAAAGGUGGGGAGGGUUUGAUCCGAUCUCAAGCAGCAACACAAAGCCUCCCGGAGUCGAAUUAUGGGCUGAUUUUGAUGUCUCUAAGGAUGAGGUCGAUAGUUCGUGGAAGAACCUCACCCAUGCUCUUUCAGGCCUCUUUUGUGCCUCUAUCAAUUUCUUGGACCACUCGACUAGUUACUCCUCACCUCAGUGGAGCUUCCGUCCCUUCUCGGGCAAAUUACGUUACGGCACUUUGCCUCGUGAAGCCGUUUGCACUGAAAAUCUCACGCCGUGGCUGAAGUUACUUCCUUGCAGGGACAAGGCUGGGCUUUCUUCACUUAUGGACCGGCCCUCCAUUUACAAUGGGUAUUAUCAUUCACAAAGGCUGCAUUUGAGGGAUAGUGCUCGUGCAAACCCUUACGGUUGUCCUUCAACCAAAAACAGAAAAAUAUCACAGCAGCCCAACUGGUCAUUCGGCUCGUUAUUAGGCAGGAGAGUUAGUGGAAAAUGCUCUCUUUCUGAUUCUAGUAAUGUGUAUGUCCAGUUUGACAAGAGUUUAGUGUCCGAACAGGUUUCCCCUCAGAAAAAUCCUCUGUUUGAACUGUCACUUGCGCCCAAAAGGGUUAUAAAAGAAACGGGAGAUAUGCAGAAAGGGGGAUCUGUUCUGUAUGAAUUUUCAGUAUUGGACUACACUGAAUCUGAGCCGUUUGAUUUGGGAUUAAAGUGGAAGGUGCAUGUUGUCUGGUCAUGCGAGCAAGCACCUUUAUGGGCUAGUAGGUUUUUAUUGGGGAGCGGAAAUGAGAGGGGUUCUAUAGCCAUCUCGAUGAAAUCCACCGGGAGGAACAAUGUAGAGAGAGAAUGUUGGCUGAGAGUUGGCAUUUUCCAUGUGGUUCCUUGGUAUGUGAAGGUGUAUUAUCACACUCUGAAAUUGUUCUUAGAUGGAGAACCUCAAUCUACUGUGGAUAACAUAGAGAAAAUACAUGUUUCACCUUCUGAAGACAAGGUCUCUCCUGGAGUAAUGGAAAUAGAGUUGAGAUUGCCUUGUAGUGUUAAAACUGCUGCAUUGACUUUGGAGUUUGACAAGGGGUUUCUUCACAUAGACGAAUAUCCUCCAGAUGCCAAUCAGGGGUUUGACAUUCCAUCCGCACUAGUACACUUUUCCGACUUCCAAUCAAACAUGAGUUUUGUUGAUAAUUUGUCAAAGGAAGUACCCAUAUUGUCCAAGCUACAGGAACAAACUCCGGUCCUGUCGUACACAGAAGUUCUGCUCGUACCAUUGACAACACCUGAUUUUAGCAUGCCUUAUAACGUUAUAACUAUCACAUGCACCGUUUUCGCUCUGUAUUUUGGAUCCCUGCUUAAUGCCCUUCGAAGGCGAGCCAGUGAGGAAGAAAGGCUUCUUACGGCAAAGGGCAAGACAUCU